ACGAGGAGUGGCCGGAAGCGGAGAAGGCCGAGAAGUUGGCGAGAGGAGCCGCUCUGAAAUGGGCUUCAGGGGUGUUUUACUGCCCCGAGAAACUGGAGGGACUCGGGCAGUACCGGAGCCGAGAGACGCAGAGGAACAGCUCCAUCCAGUCCCGGCUGAAGUCAACUGUCCAGUCCUACCUGGAGGGGGUAAGCGUGGGGCUGGAGCAGUUGCGGUCGGCGGCCCAGGAGGUGCAGAGCGUGUGCCAGGACCUGGGGGCUGCGCGGUGGGCCCUGCUCGACAGCGCAGACCGAUUCCAGGGCCUCCAGCAGAUGCGGGCGCUGAUGGCGGAGCACGUGCAGCUGGCCUCGGUGGUCCAGGUGCUGCCCCAGCUCUUCUCAGUCCACGAGGUUUUUUCCCAUACCCUGCAGCUGCUCCGUGGGCAGCAACUCCUGGAGGCCCACGCGGAGCUCAUGAUGAUGGAGCACCUCCGGGAUGACAUCCUUUCCCAGCUGCACCUCCGUGGGCUCUCUGAUGCCCAGGCAACCGUGCUGUCCUACUUUGGUGGCCUGCAGGAGCUCAACGAGAGCCUGGCCAAGCAGCUGUGGGACAUUGUGGGCAGCAGCCUGCGCCUGCGGCUGGGGGGGGGGGUUCUCUUUGUCACCGCUGUAAGGAUCAUUGAGCGGGAGGAGAAAAUAGAUGAUACUCUGCUCCUGGAGGCCACCUUCCUCCCCCCUGGCCGCCCAAAGGGCUGGAGGCAGAAGUUUUACCGCGUUCUCCAGGAGACCAUCACAGGAGCCCACUUCCAUGGCACCCGCGUGGACACUGAGGGGCCAGGGCUGGCCCGGCGCCUGGCCGCGCUGCAGAAGGCCAUCGUGUCUGAGCUGCGUGUGGUGAAGGACCUGAUGGUCCAGUGCGUCCCAGCUCACUACAACAUCCUCAGCGUCUGCACUGCCACCUACCACCAGGCCCUCAGCAGCCACCUCCAGGACAUCCUCCGAGAGGACCUGGACAAACAGGCGCUCUUCCUCCUCCUCGAGUGGGCGCUUCGUGUGUACCACAGCCCAGAGAUGAUGGGUCACCCUGACCUUCUCCCAGAAGUGGACGUUUCUGCUCUGGGCCCCGUGAUGUCCCCUGAGCUCGUGGAUCAGACAGAGAGGAAAUACGUGGUGAAAGUCAAGGCUAGCGUGCUCGAGUGGAUGCAGAGGACCCUGGAGGUGGAGUUCAAGGAGUGGUUUAGGGACGAGGAACCCGAGACAGACCAUCAAGGCUUCUUCCAGUCAGCCCUGCCUGUCAUUGUCAUGCAGAUGCUGAAUGAGAAUAUCCAGGUCGCCUCCUUGAUCUCCGACUCUCUGCAGCAGAAGGUUUACAACAUGGCUUUGGAGGAGCUCGAGGCAUUUCUGGGCCGUUUGCGGGAAGCCCUAGUGCAGUGUGGGAAGGAGCACCAGAAGGACCGUACUGUACCCAAGUACUAUGUCUCCUACCUGCUGGCCAUGCUUAACAACAACCUGACUCUCAGCUCCUCUGUCUCCUCCCUGCACCCUGACACUGCCCGCAGAGAAGUCCCCACGUCCCUCCGGGCUGCUCUAGACCGGACGCAGAAGAAAGCCUGCCAACUGCUGCUGGAGGAGCUGCUCCUGGACCUGCAGCCCCUCUGCCUGCAGCUGCCUUCCCGCAAGUGGCUCUCCGGGUCCCAGCUGGUCAGCAGCAUGUGCGAAGUGAUUGACAAGUAUGCAAAGGACUUCUCCCGCGUCAGGAAACCCAUCUUCACGCUCCUGCUGACUGAGAGCGAGCUCGUGGUGGCGAGCCAGUACCUGCGGGCACUCAUGCAGAAGAAGAUGGUGUGCAAGAGCGAGGAGGAGCGGGGCCAGUUCUGCGACCGCCUGCUGCAGGACGCCACGCAGCUCCGGGAACUCUUCUGUGGCCUGGGUCUGGACCCGUCACAGCAGAGCCUGGAGGCCGUGUUUGCCCUGCGGGAGCUGAUCUACCUCAAAGACCCGGCACUGCUCAGCCUGGAGGUGCUGGGCUUCAUCACCAAGUACCCCGACGUCAGCGACGAGCACAUCUCCACCUUGCUGGAUCUCCGGGGUGACGUCUCCAAGGAUGUGCGGCACAUGGUGCUGGAAAUGAUGGCACAGCACCCCCAGGCCCUGCCCGAGAGCUACCGGCCCAUCUUCAGCACCAUCCUGGUCCCUGCGCCGGAGCUGCCCUUCUGCCUUCGCAAGGGCAAGUGCGCCUGA
Molecule: messenger RNA, 2219 nt
Organism: Balearica regulorum gibbericeps (East African grey crowned-crane)
Lineage: Eukaryota; Metazoa; Chordata; Aves; Gruiformes; Gruidae
Source: RefSeq, a predicted model, not a curated record